AUGAUGGCACAGGUCCAGAUAAGAUGGCCCACAUCAUGGGCCCACCGGACUGCUGUGACAAUGCUGCCCAGAUCAUCCAGGAGCUACUGCAGAGCAUCAGGGUCAGAGAGGAGGGAGGACAGGAGGGUCCUCCCGGGCCUCCAGGCAUGUCCCCGAGUGGUGGCGGCAGGGGCCGCAGCCGAGGGGGCCAGGGGAGCUGGGGUCCCCCUGGUUGUGGAGGAGGGGAGAUUACUUUCUCCAUUCCGGCCCACAAGUGUGGCCUUGUGAUCGGACGGGGCGGGGAGAACAUCAAGGCCAUCAACCAGCAGACUGGGGCCUUUGUGGAGAUCUCCCGCCAGCUGCCCCCCAACGGGGACCCUAACUUCAAGCUCUUUGUCAUUCGAGGCUCUCCGCAGCAGAUAGAUCACGCCAAGCAGCUCAUCGAGGAYAAGAUCGAGGGUCCCCUCUGUCCUGUUUGUCCAGGUCCUGGUGGACCAGGCCCCAUGGGUCCCUAUAAUCCUGAUCCCUAUAACCCAGGACCCCCAGGAGCCCCUGGACCACAUGGAGGUCUUCAUGGCUACCCCCCACAGGGCUGGGGCAACACCUACCAGCAGUGGCAGCCCCAAGCACCCCACGACCCGAGCAAGGCAGCCGGUGCCGUGGACCCUAACGCAGCCUGGGCAGCCUAUUAUGGCCAGUACUACCAGGGAGGGCAGCCAGGGGGAGCAGGGCCCGGCCAGCCCCCCACCAACCCCACCGCUGGUGGCCCAGCACCUGGAGACCAGCCCCAGGCCAGCCAGACCCCUGGGGGCCAGCCUGACUACACCAAGGCCUGGGAGGAGUACUACAAGAAGAUGGGUGUUGCCCAGGCAGGAGGCUCUGCAGCAGGGCCAGGAGCAGCAGGUGCCCCAGCAGCCCCAGGUGGAGGCCAGCAGGACUACAGUGCAGCCUGGGCAGAGUACUACAGGCAGCAGUCUGCUUACUACGUCAACAGGCAGCCCCAGGACAGCCUGCCACCCCUCAGCAAGGCCAGCAGACACAGUGAGCGGCUCGGCUGAGACUCAUAAAGAGCGAGAAUAAAGAAAGGCUACUACCACUUAACCCGACCAGUCAACAGAAUCCGGCCAUUUUUUUUGAAUUUUAUUAUAUCAUAUAUUUUUUGUUCUGAAGGGAUUGUGCUGGCAGUCCUUUCCCUGUCCCUCCCCUUUCCCCAUCCACCAACUCACCACUUGUUUAAAUAAAUAUGCGAAGAGAAACUA
This is a messenger RNA of Salvelinus sp. IW2-2015, 1238 nucleotides long. RefSeq names its product far upstream element-binding protein 2. Gene Ontology annotation, molecular function: mRNA binding. Gene Ontology annotation, cellular component: nucleus; cytoplasm. The record is from RefSeq and is a predicted model, not a curated record. Gene Ontology annotation, biological process: regulation of DNA-templated transcription. Lineage: Eukaryota; Metazoa; Chordata; Actinopteri; Salmoniformes; Salmonidae.